Larimichthys crocea (large yellow croaker) is the source of this 5575-nucleotide messenger RNA. Its product is annotated as stromal interaction molecule 1. Gene Ontology annotation, biological process: intracellular calcium ion homeostasis; store-operated calcium entry; activation of store-operated calcium channel activity. Gene Ontology annotation, cellular component: endoplasmic reticulum; plasma membrane. Lineage: Eukaryota; Metazoa; Chordata; Actinopteri; Sciaenidae. The coding region runs from base 162 to 2204 and encodes 680 amino acids. The record is from RefSeq and is a predicted model, not a curated record. The transcript is spliced from 14 exons. Gene Ontology annotation, molecular function: calcium ion binding; calcium channel regulator activity; protein binding.
CAGUUUGUUGAGUUUGAGUCUCGGGGUGGAGAACUGAACAAUAAAGUGUUUUAUCAACACGUCCCCCGACUCGUUUGGAUCAUUUCGAGUCGAUCAAACCGGAUCAGAUCAGAUCAGAUCAGGAUCGAUGGAUUAAAAAAAGGAGCAGCUGCCGCAGAGACAUGGAGGGUGUGUGUGCGUGGCUGGUGUGUGUGUGCGUGCUGAGUGUUUGCACCGGGGCUCACAAUUCAUUGGACAGAAGUGACCAUCGGGUUUCCAACGGCAACGCAGCCUCAGAUCUGUGUGUGAUAGACCAGCAGCUCUGCAAGGAUGAGAACUCCCUGCUGAGUUUUGAGGCAAUCCGCAGCAUCCACAAACUGAUGGAUGACGACGCUGACGGGACGGUGGACAUGACGGAGACAGACGAGUUUCUCAGGGAGGAUCUGAAGUAUCACGACCCCAAAGCCAAACACAGCAGCUUCCACCGAGCCGACCUUUACAUCAGCGUGGAGGACAUGUGGAACACCUGGAAGAGCUCCGAAGUGUUUAACUGGACGGUGCAGCAGGUGGAGGACUGGCUGCGCAUCAGUGUGGAGCUUCCUCAGUACGGAGAAACCUUCAGGAAACAUCAGCUGGAUGGAAAAGCUUUGCCCAGGCUGGCGGUGAAGAACACCACCCUGAUGGUGUCCGUGCUCAAGAUUUUAGACAGGAGUCAUGCUCAGAAACUGCAGCUCAAAGCCCUGGACAUCGUCCUGUUUGGACCGCCGCCAGGCCGACAUAACCAGUGGAAGGAUCUGGUCCUGGGUCUGUCCAUCCUGAUGGCGCUGGGUGGCUGCUGGUUCGCCUAUGUCCAGACUAGGAAGUCCAGAGACGACAUGGGGAAGCUGAUGAAGGACCUGGAGGGUCUGCAGAGGGCUGAGCAGAGCCUGAUGGACCUGCAGGAGAAGCUGCAGAAGGCUCAGGAGGAGCAGCGCUGCGUUCAGGUGGAAAAGGUGAAGGUGGAGGAGAAGCUGAGGAUUGAGAUCGACUCGGCCAAACAGGAGGCCUAUCGACUCAAAGAGCUUCGAGAGGGAACCGAGAACGAGAGGAGCCGGCAGAAAUACGCAGAGGAGGAGCUGGAUCAGGUUCGUAUGGCGUUGAAGAAGGCGGAGAGAGAGCUGGAGUCGCGGGUUCACUGGACUCCACCAGAGGCUCUGCAGAAGUGGCUGCAGCUGACGCACGAGAUCGAAGUUCAAUACUACAACAUCAAGAAACAGAGUGCAGAGAGGCAGCUGCUGCAGGCCAGAGAGGGGGCAGAGAAGAUCAAGAAGAAGAGGAGCUCUCUGUUUGGGACGUUUCAUGUAGCUCACAGCUCCUCGCUGGACGACGUCGACCACAAAAUCCUCUCUGCCAAACAGGCUCUGGCCGAGGUGACUUCGGCCCUGCGGGAGAAGCUCCAUCGCUGGCAGCAGAUCGAGUCUCUGACGGGUUUCUGUGUGGUCAAUAAUCCGGGUUUAGGAGCUCUGGCUACCUCCCUCAACCUGGACCCGUCCUUCCUUGGCCUCCGACCACCGACCCCUCAGCACCUCAUCCUCUCUGAUGACCUUGACGACAUGGACGAAGACAUCCUGUCUCCAGGGACGCUGCAGUACGCAGCGUGGCAGAUGGACCGGCGAGUGAGCGACCUCUGGCCCCUGAGUGGCAUCGCAGACAGCCAGUCGCCAUGGAAACACUCUGUUCAGAGUUUGAUGCCUCCCCUGCGACAGAGGAUAACAGACCCCGCUCUGACGUUCAGCUCUCAGAGGGACAUUAUGAACCGCUCAGACUCUGACUCCUCCCUCUCUCACUCUCAUGGCGAGUCACGAAACCUGUACGGCUCCAAGCCCUUCCUCCUUUCAUCCAGGCUCUACACCCGGCAGGGUCAGAGUUCUGGGAUUAGCACCUUGGGAGGAGGCCUCGAGAAGAGCUCCAGCCUCGGGGAGCUGAGGGGCAGCCCGGCCACCGCCCUCGCCUCCUCCUGCUCCACACGCUCCCUCUGCAUCACGUCGGACGCCACCGACGGCCAACUUGUCUUCUCGUCCUCCGCCUCGUCCAGCUCAUCAGGCAGUGGUCGCGUGGCGGGCGUCCAGCUCCCGGCCAGGAGGAGCCCUAUGGAGGAGUACAAGGGUGAAGAGAGCGAGUCGUCCAGCAGCCGGAGGAGAAACGCUUUUAAUAAGAUCUUUAAGAAGAAGCAGGGACGUCACUGAACGUCUCAAAACUAAAAAUCUGCUACAGAAUCAUGAUGAGAUCUUCAUCAUGACAAACACACAGGGAACAUCCAUUUUUAACGCUUCGCACAACCAAUUUUUAUUCCUUUUUUCUGUUGAACUGAGGAAAAAUAUCAGAUUUGGACUCACUGAGUACAACGUAGAACACAAGUGAAGAACAAAAGAAGGACUGAAGAAGUAGAACUGGACUCAGGACUUCACUUUCUUUGUCUUCUGAAAGAGAAACUUUCUGAGACGUAUUCUAACUGAAAGAUCUCACCUGGUGAAUUCAGCAUCUUUUAAAUCAAGAAGUCUUCUUUCUGUCAGGGUAGAAAAUACUUCAAAGACCAGAUUUAGAGCAUCAGUAGUUCAACAAUCAUUCAUGUUCAUCAGAGAAAUAAUUGGAGUUGUAGAAGGUAGUCCUAUUUGAAGGUACGUGUUAGCUAACCAACAGCCUGGUACGAUGAUAGGUCACCGAAAGAUUCGAUAACUGAGCUGCUGUAACAACCAAAAUACAUGAAUGGUUCAGACCAAAGAACAUCAGCUGAAAGUGGAUCAUAGAUCGCUCUUGAUUCAACUUUAAGAAACAAUGAAGCUCCAAAACUGCAGAUCCUGCAAGAGUAAAAAAAAAUCUCAUUCUAAGCGGCAACCUCCGUUUCUGUGAAGCAAAGCCAAUGUGGAAGUGCCAAAAACUGCUGUUCCUUAAACGUCCACUUGAGGCUGGUUACAGAACGUGUCAACGUCCAUAAGUCCCUGUGUUAAAAUGUCUAACUUCACAGCAGAAAUAAACAUGUUUACAGCCUGGUACAAAAAAAUAAGGUUUUGGUCUCUAUAGCUAAUUUCAUCGCUCAUGACAACUGUACUGAGGGUGAAUUUUUAUAUAACUCACCUGUUCAAAUUAAAUUAAGGUUUAAAGUUUUACAUAACUAACAGCGUGGCAGCUUUGAUUGACAGGUGGCUUGUUUGAGCACCAUUCAGUCUGCCUUAGCUCCACCAAUGAUCCAACCCAUUUUUCGCCAUAAAACGUCACAACGUCCUGGAUACAACGUCCAUGUUUCAUACUGUCUAUGAGUCCAAGCAGCAGUAGAAGAAGAGAUGCUGCCUGGCUGCAGCGAUGUUAAAUAAAACACUGUAAUCUGCAGAUUUGUGGACAGCUGUUGCUGGGUUUAGUGCUUUAUUCAACGCUCCAGCCUAACGGAGACCAAAACUAGCGGUUCCAGCGUUCAGGUGCUCAUUGUCAACACGGGAGGGAAGCUUCCCUCAGACAGCCAGUAAUAAACUGGGAUCAGUUUGAUCAGAUGAUGAUCUGACAACAGGCUGCUAACAACAACAAACUAUGUACAUGGAAAUCUGAAUGAUGAUCAGUUUACAUCAUAAAUAAAUGAGUUGAUGAGGAUCCUCUGAACAAACUGUUGAACACGUGAGUUGUAGAUUGUGGGAUACUGAGGACCAAAUCAUACCACAGGUGUAGUUUGAGACAGAGUCAGGAUGCAGGUCUCUGUCUGUUAAUGCAUGUGUCAGACGCGUGAUGGGAACUCGUAUAUUAUUUUGUAUGUGCCAUAUGUAUAUAUCAGAGUGGAGUUUAUGAUUUUAUUAUCUGUUGAAAGGCUCUGUUCUUAUGAUGGUGCAGUUGGAGGUGGUUCAGCCAUCUGAUGUCAGCUGUUGGACAGAUUUUUUCACUUUUGACGUCAAGUUUAGGUCAAUUCUGUGCUUCUGAUUUUAAAUUCAUCAUUUUGUCAUUUUAGACUAUUAAUAAACCUUCCUAAGUCCCGCUUUCUUUUCUCCAAUCGCAGCUGAGCAAGCCUUAAACAACUUCCUCUUUUCCUGUAAUUAGAUAGGCUAUGUGCUAGCUUGUUUAUAAUUUAUGACAACCACAUUUUGAAGAUAGUUAAAAGAUAAACAAUCUUAAGUUAUUAAGCUACUUAGUGAGCAUUCUGCUAACAUCAGAAGUAACUAAGGCCCUAAUAAUUCAAGUAGAUAAGCUAUCUAGACAACUAGCAUUUUCUCUGUAGCAAAUAAAUAUGCCCAUUUUUAUGUUUUAACCACCUUCAAAAUUUGUCUCUUUAAAGUGAACGAGCUAACAUGUGGCAUAUCAAAGUACAGCAAAGAGUUGACUGAGGAUUGCUCGACUGUGACUGGAGUACAGAGUGAAAAGGGGCGGGAAAAAUACAUUUUAUAUCUGUUUUGUUCUGUUUAGACGAUAUUUAUUGAUAUUGGUUAAGAGUGGAGAGAUUUUUAAAAAUAUUCAGACACAAUAACUGUCCACCAUCAUCGAAGCAGAGCCUGAGGGCUUUUUAACUUAUUCUCACUGUUUGAUGUUCACCUGUAGAGGAAAUGUAAGAUUUUACUCAGAGAAAUAAAAAUAUGUCUGCACGCACAAACACACACACAAGCACGCACACCCAGUAAUACAUCAGCUGAUGUGUGUGUUUCGUCUGGGGCAGGAUGUUCAGACGGAUGUGAGCUUUUAAUCAAGUUCACUUUAUUUACUCUGAACAAAGAUGAAUGUCACGAUAUGUUUAUAUAAAGAAGAGCUGCUGUGUGAGAACUUCAUUACCCAGAAAUCCUGGCACAUGAUGCCAAUAAACUAAACAUAAGCAGAAUUCCACAUCUAAAGUCAGAAACAAAGUACUGAUGAAUGUAAACUUUUAUUUUGUUUAUGAGCACUAGUGAUCGUUAAAAGUUCUUCUCUGGUGGAGGUCUUCGAUUAGUUCUGAGUUGAACUUUACUGACUGUUGGUGUUUCAGAUCUUUGUCCAGCUGCUGGAAACUUGUUCUUAAAUUGUGUCAUUCACGCUCUCGGUUCAAUAAAUCGUGCUCUUGUAUUUAAAUUAUUAACCGCUGCUGUCAUGUCAUUAGUUUGUUUGGUGCUCUUGACUGAAUUUGUGCUGUCAAGUUAAUACAUCGUGCUUUAGAGUGACGUAUGAGGAGUCAUUUAACAAAAAAAAACAGAUCAAAUCAAUCUUAAAAUGAAUAAACAAACACAUUUGAUUGAUCACAACGAAAACAUUAUUCAAUGUAAAUGUGCAAGAUAUCACACAGUUGAUCGGCGAUGCAUUCAAUGACCUGUCAGCUGCAGAGAAAGAGGCAGAUGAUUAACCAUCAGGUGGCAGUACAGAACCAAACAACAGCAGAGUGAGCAAACGCUUCAUUUUGGUUUGUUAAGGGUCAAAUUCAGCUGUUUUGUACAUUAAAAGUAUCGAUAAUAUGACAAUUCUACCUUAAUCUGACUGUCAGUCAGCAGGUCUCAUUCUCGUUGUUUAAAAAAUUUAUGUUCAGAACUAAAAAAGGUUUUUAAAGUGAAGGAUGUUUCUUCUACAAACAUAUUUGGUGCAGUUUAAUGUGAAUAAAGAAAUUAACAUAAAAAUAGAA